AUGAGUCUGUCCGUCCAAGCCCCAGACGCUAACAAGGGCUCUCAGCGUCGUCGUGAGCGAGGCCGACGCUCCCAAGCAGCUUUUCGCAAGAGGCAGGCCCUAUCAAACCAUGCGCUAGCAGAUCAAAAUGCAUGUCUGAGGCAAGGUAUACAGAGACUACUCGAUGCAGCUCAAGGCGAUGAGCGACCUAGGAUGCUUGGCAUCUUUCGUGAGCUUGCACUCGCUGCUGAUCUUGAAGUUUCACCGAAACUCGCCAUGGGAGGGACAGGGCUUUCGAGCACUGAGGCUUCAGAUGGCGAUACUCCCACCACAGAUACCAACAGCUUCCAGAGCUUGUUCGGCGACAUUCCCCUGCCAGUGAACCCAUCGCAAACAACCCAGUAUCGUCUCCAGUGUAGCAUGUGGCUAGACCCAUUGCAUUACCUCCGCGUCUCGCUCCCUCCUCAAGAUAUCUUGCCAUACCUUGGCGCUGGUGCAGAGACAUUUGCUGGUCUUCUCUUCUGGUCCGUCAUGGAGCAUUACCAGACAGUAUGCACGCAACACAACGCCAAAACAGUCAUCCAAAAAGGUCUGAAGCACUCCAAAGCCACAGCAGACAUCAAGCCCUCUUUCAUCGAAACCAUGGCAAAGGCAAGAGUCGAGUAUAAGCAAACCGGUUCCAUCAGCCAAGCACAUGCUGUCGCCGCUGAAAAGGAUCUGGGGCUUGUACUGUGCAAUCUCAUUGAGACAGAGUAUCGAUCCACGGGCAAGGAUCCAGACCAAUGGCUAUCGUGUAUUGGGAUUGAGAAACGACUAAAGAAGACAAUGAGUGAUGAUGUGUUGGAAAACUUGAGAAAUGCUGCGCUUGGGCAAGGGAACACAGGCCUACACUAUUUACUGGAAAAUGCCAAGUGCAGGCUGUACGAUAGCUGUGUCUGUUUUGGGGAUGGACCUCGAUGGGAUGUGAAGAUUGUUGAUGAGCUGUUCGCUCCUUUUAUAGAAUACUGA
This is a messenger RNA of Fusarium subglutinans, 987 nucleotides long. RefSeq lists its product as uncharacterized. The coding region runs from base 1 to 987 and encodes 328 amino acids. The record is from RefSeq and is a predicted model, not a curated record. NCBI's taxonomy places the organism in Eukaryota, Fungi, Ascomycota, Sordariomycetes, Hypocreales, Nectriaceae. The transcript has a single exon.